CAGACUUGUAUAGGUGGUGGACAUGGAUGUAUUAUAAGAGCUGCUUCAUGACAGCUGUCAACAAACUGCACCCGGUGAAGAUUCAGCCCAGAAGCUCAAAAUGGUGAGCAGUAAAGCAUUUGCCCGCUGUGUGCUGGUUCUGCUGAGUUUGUGGCUGUGUAUCCAGUCAGUGCCUAUCAGUGUGGACAAGACCAAAGAAAAGCAUGAUGCUGAGCAACUGGAGCCACCCCAGAGUGCUGAGACUGGACUGCACUAUGACCGCUACCUCAGAGAAGUCAUUGAGUACCUGGAGAAAGACCCCCACUUUAAAGAGAAGCUUAAAAACGCCAACAUGGAUGACAUCAAGGAAGGCAAACUUUCCAGAGAGCUGUACUUUGUCCACCACAAUUUUCGGACCAAGCUGGACGAGCUGAAGAGGGAGGAGAUGAACAGGCUGCGGAUGCUUAUCAAAGCCAAACAUGACAUCCAGGGGGACAAUGGUCGUACAGUGAACCAUCAGGCCCUGCUCAAACAGUUUGAGCACCUCAACCACAUGAACCCUGACACGUUUGAGGUGGACGACCUGGACCGCCUCAUCAAAUCGGCGACCAAAGACCUGGAGAACUUUGACAAGGGCCGUCAUGACGAGUUCAAGAGAUAUGAGAUGAUGAAGGAGCAUGAGAAGAGGGAACGUCUGAACAGCUUGACUGAGGAGGACCGCAAGAAGGAAGAGCAGCAUUAUGAGGAGAUGAGGAGGAAACACGCUGACCAUCCCAAAGUGAAUCAUCCAGGCAGUGAAGACCAGCUGAAGGAGGUGUGGCAGGAGGGCGACGGUUUGGACCCACAAGACUUUGAACCCAAGACCUUUUUCAAACUCCAUGACAGUAAUGGAGAUGGUUUCUUAGACGAGACUGAACUUGAAGCUCUCUUUACUAAAGAGCUUGAAAAGGUGUACAACUCUGAAAAUGAAGAAGACGACAUGGUUCAGAUGGAGGAGGAGAGACUACGUAUGAGAGAGCACGUUAUGAACGAAGUGGACACCGAUAAUGACAGACUUGUGUCAUUGAGCGAGUUCAUGGUGGCCACUAAGAAGGACGAUUUCCAUGAAAAAGAGGAGUGGGAGACUUUAGACCAGAACCCCUUAUACACAGAGGAGGAGCUGAGGGAGUAUGAGCAACAACUGACCAACGAGAAGAAUGACAUCAAUAAGAGGUCGGUUGUGCUGCAGAAACAGAGGGAGGAUCUCGAAAGGAAACAGGAAGAACUUAAUGCUCAGAAAGUGGGGCUGCAGCAGGCCGUAGAAGAAAUGGAUAGAAUAAAAGCCCAGCGCACAAACACUGAGGUCAAACGUGAAAGUGAGGCAGCACCAGUUGUACCAGGAAACAAUCAGCCACUGCCCCCUGGUCACCAGCAGCAAGAUGUACCAGUGUCAGGACACUCUUAGCAGGUCUCACCACUCUGCGAGCUGCAGGAAUGCCACUGACCGUGUGUGUGCGCGCGUGUAUGUGUUUACCCUGAAAUCUUUUCAAUUUUCUGUUUUAUAUUUAGGAUUUUAAAAACACCACUGGCAACAACAUGCCUACACAUUAAGAGCAAGUCUGAUUUCAGGACUAAAAUUCAGCGUCAAUUAUGUCAUUAUUCCUCUUGUUGGUGGAUUCUUCUUGAAAUGUGGAGCCUGUCUAUGUGUCUUUGUUCACAAUCAACUCUUUUGUUUUUGUCUUAUUGAUGUUUUGUCACAACUAGGACUCUGUUCUCCAUGAGAAGUGUCAGGGAGAAGGGCUGUUGGCCUGAUAAGUGAAUGUUUUGUUUAGUUUGCACUGUAGUUUAUUGUCACUGAUACUGUCUCUUAGACAAAAACAUACAUUUUUUCCAGGUGAAGAGAGUUUAGUUUCAGAAAUAACCACAGCGUUCAUGUAGAACUACUGGAAAGUGAAUGACAUGGAGAGUUUUAAUUUUUUUUUGUUAAUUAUUACACUGGUAAUGAGGUUUCAUUUCAAACUGUGAAAUGUGUUCAUAGGACUGCAACAAUAACGCACAGAUGAUCAUACUUUUCUUUUAAGGACUUUUUUUAAUGGUCGAGCUCACAAUGAAACUCUUCCAUGUUUAGAAAGCUAAAAAACUACUUCAAUUGUAUUUUCUAUAUGAUUUCUCCCUGGGACCAGAUGACUGAAGUACAUAUUUAUUUUACAGAUGAAGUUACAUAUAUUAUAUAUUUAAAUUACUGUAAUUGUGCUGGUUUUAGAGUGAGUAUGUGAGUUCUGAAUUGGUUAUUUACAGUGAGCUUUUGUGAGUGCAUGUGCAUCUGUGUCAUUUUUCAAAACGUAAUCAUUUAUGUCUUCUCUACAUCACUGUCAAUGAAACGUUUAAAGUUGAAUCCAAGAGUCACAUGGUCCAAAACAUAUUUCAAAACAGUCACAUUUUAAAGGUGAUGCAACAGAUAAAAGAUACAAUCAGGACACAAAGACAGAUGUUUUUGAGAUACAGGUAUAUUUCUGUCUUCCUUUUAAUAAGCAGUCGAGGUUAUCUGCCACACAACAUCUGUGGAGCCCAGUUUACCUCACGUUUUAUUUAUUUAUUUGAGGUUUUGAAUGUGGACAAUAAAGUGAAUGAGCCUGCUG
Molecule: messenger RNA, 2597 nt
Organism: Paralichthys olivaceus (Japanese flounder)
Lineage: Eukaryota; Metazoa; Chordata; Actinopteri; Pleuronectiformes; Paralichthyidae
Product: nucleobindin-2
Cellular component (GO): extracellular exosome; endoplasmic reticulum-Golgi intermediate compartment
Molecular function (GO): calcium ion binding
Source: RefSeq, a predicted model, not a curated record